CGGCUGUAGGGCAGGGCCGGGGGGCUCUGGAGGCCUCGCGGGGUGCUGGGCCCUGGGGUCGGUCCACCUGGGCAGGGUGAGGGCCCUGCACGGGCUCCUGUCCCGGCCGUGCCCUGGGCUGUCUGUCAGCACACCCCUGGUCUUGCUGCUUGCUGCCUGUCUGCCAAGCUCGGCUGCUGCGUUUUGAGCCCAGGUUAAAGGGAAGAGAAGUUGAAAACACCCUCCUGGCUGUGCUCUGGGCCUCCCCUCCGUCUCCAUCAUGGCAGGGGGCAUCACUGACACUGGAGAGCUUUACUCUCCAUAUGUUGGCCUGGUUUACAUGUUCAACCUCAUCGUCGGGACAGGAGCCCUCACGAUGCCAAAGGCCUUUGCGACAGCAGGGUGGCUCGUCAGCCUCAUCCUCCUCAUGUUCCUGGGAUUUAUGAGCUAUAUGACUACGACCUUUGUGGUGGAAGCCAUGGCUGCUGCAAAUGCCCAGCUGAGAUGGAAGAGAAUGGAAAAACGCAAGGAGGAUGAUGAGGAUGAGGAUUCUUCCUCUGGAGUAUCUGACAGUGAUGUUCUCCUCCCAGAUGGCUACGAGCGAGCAGAGACACGGCCUAUCCUGUCAGUUCAGAGACGUGGCUCACCCAAUAUCUUUGAAAUCACUGAGAGGGUGGAAAUGGGCCAAAUGGCUUCCAUGUUCUUCAAUAAAGUGGGUGUCAACCUCUUCUAUUUCUGCAUAAUUAUCUACCUCUAUGGAGAUCUGGCAAUCUACGCAGCAGCAGUACCAGUCUCUCUCAUGCAGGUGACCUGCAGUGUCACUGGCAACCAUUCUUGUAGUGUUGGAGAUGGCACAAAGUACAACGACACAGACAAGUGCUGGGGGCCAAUUCGGCGGAUUGAUGCUUACAGGCUGUACCUGGCAGCAUUCACUCUCCUCUUGGGUCCUUUCACCUUCUUCAAUGUGCAGAAGACCAAGUAUCUUCAAAUCAUGACGUCCCUCAUGAGAUGGAUAGGUUCUGCCUGGCCCAAGGCAGCAGAGUCUGAGACGGCUGCAGCAGGACCCAGUCAAAGCUGGGGGAGUGGAGAUGCCUCAGAGGCUUUUUCUUGCCUUCCUGCUUUCAUCCUCAUGAUAAUUCUGGCCCUCAUCCGCAUCAGCAGAGGCCAAGCUGAAGGUCACCCGUCCAUGGCCCAGCUGUCGGGCAUCCGCAAUCUCUUUGGGGUGUGCGUCUACUCCUUCAUGUGCCAGCACUCCCUGCCAUCCCUCAUCACACCCAUCUCCAAGAAGAAGCAUGUCAACAAGCUCGUGCUGCUCGAUUACAUCCUGAUCCUGGCUUUCUACAGCCUCCUGUCCUUCACUGCCAUUUACUGCUUCCGCAACGACACCCUCAUGGACAUGUACACGCUCAACUUCACCAACUGUGAGAUCAUCAACGUUGCCUUCAUUCGGUACUUCCUGGGCCUCUUCCCCGUCUUCACCAUCAGCACCAACUUCCCCAUCAUCGCAGUGACCCUGCGCAACAACUGGAAGACCCUUUUCCACAGAGAAGGGGGGACCUACCCGUGGGUGGUGGAUAGGAUUGUCUUUCCUGCCAUCACAUUGAUUCCCCCAGUGCUGGUGGCUUUCUGCACCCAUGAUCUGGAGUCCUUGGUGGGGAUCACAGGAGCCUAUGCUGGGAAUGGGAUCCAGUAUCUCAUCCCGGCUUUCCUCGCAUACUGCAGUCGGAAGGACACUCAGCUGGUCUUUGGCAGCGGGACGGUGAACAAGCACCUCUCCCCCUUCAGGCACACCUUCUGGAUUGUGUUUGUGCUCAUUUGGGGCUUUUCUUGCUUUGUGUUUGUGACUGCAAACAUUGUCCUGAGCGAGUCAAAGCUCUGAUGGGGGAUAGCAGCACAUUCCCUCUGGGGCUCCAGAGACUCCAGCAUUUCAGCUCCCCCUCUGGGACUGUGCAGUAGGGGAGAGGUAGUGUGAAGGGAAGUUUCCAGGCCACUGGCUUGGUGACACGGGUCAGACCUGGACACAGACUUUCUUCGCUCCAUUUUGGGUGUGGAUGGAGUGGAUUCAGCCUUGUCACAGUUGUGGUUCUCAGACAAAGCCCUGGGGCUGAGCCCUUGGCAGCCUGCACCAUUAACCAGUGUCCAGCCAUUUCUGCCUUCGGCUCUGUCGGAGCAGCACGUUCUCUGUCCCUCAGUGGCUCUCUGAGUGCUGCAGGUCUCGGCACACAGAAGAGCAGACAGCCUCGGCUGCUCACUGCACUGAUUGGCUAAAUAUCCCUUCUCCCAAAGGCAGGGGUGUGCUGUGCAGAAUCCAGCAGGAGUUUGGCAGAACUGAGUCUCCCUUCUGCUGAGACUCCUUCAAACCAACCUCCUGUGCCACCUGAAGGAAGAAAUUAGAGUGGGAAUAGACCUAAUUCAGAAGGACAUAAUUUUUUGCAGUUACAUUUUCAUUUUCUAGAGUCAUUAAUUUGUUGGUGCACCAUGGAUUGCCUAGGAUCUGGGAUCUGUAGCUUAGAGCUGGAUUUCUCCACCCCGGGAGUUUACAUUAACACUUCCAUCCUGUUUUCUUGUGCUGUGGCAGCCCAGUUGCUCAGAGCAAUACCCCUCUGCAUGCAGGGAUACAGCUCUUCCCCCUGGAAAGGCAAUCAAUCAGCCUUGCGUCCCUCGGCAACAGCACACGGCUCGGGCGUUCCUGCUGCCAGAACCCUUGUCCCUUUCUCCCCUUUGCACGGGGCUGCUACAAGCAGCCAGGCCCUGACUCCAGCGGUGGGAAUCGGGAAUGGGCUGCGGAGGUGCUAAUUACCCAGUCCUGACACGCGAGAGGCCCGCGGAGCUCCGGCUGUGCACAGUGAUGCGUUCCCAGCUCCCCGUGCUGGGUAAUUAGCCUUGAAACAAGGUGGGUGUUAACUCAGGGGAAUGUGCUGGUGCCAGGAGGAACCGGCCGUGUCCUGGCUCAGUCCUGCCUGCAGCAGCACAGCUCCCAAAACGGGGCAGCAAAACCUGAAACCGUGCUGGAACUGGGCUUGAAUCCCCCCUCUUCUCCUUCUGCACAGAGUUAAGGUGGGCUUUGGGCUGCUCCUGCUCUGCUGCUCUGAGAAUGGGGCUGCUCUUACCUUAGGCAGCUCUAGGUGAGCCUCGGCUUUUAAGGCAAUUGUGGUCACUGUAACACCACACAGUGACAAACAACACCAAGUCCUGUGCUCUGAGGCCCUUGGGCACAGAUCAAAUGGGGUUUCCUGACAAAAGGAAGAACAUUAAAAGUCUUCACCUGAAAUAUUUUAACCCCCUGUUAUCUAAGCAGGUUCAAAACCGGGUGCAUGUCAGAUCCUCCUGCCCUCUGCACUUGCUGCAGUAUUAAAUGUCACCACUCACUAAAGCAAGCUUUGAACUGCAGCUCUUUUUAAUCAAGCUCUGUUUUCAAGUAGGACUUUCUGGUUUCCAUAUGACCUGAAGUGCUCCUCCUGGGGGAAUAUGCAAGUACCUGGAGCUGUAUAAAACCACUUCAUGGCUUUUAGAGCAAAACCCUGCACCUCUCGAGCCUGAGCACUGCCACUGUGUCCUUGUGGAGCUGCCUGGAGAGGAUCCGGGGGGACUGUUUGUCUUCUCGGCAGCUUGAUCCUAAACAGGCUUUGGCAGCCCUUGCUAGUGAGUUUAAACAUCCCCAAGAGCUCCUGAGAAGCUGAUGUAGCAUCUUCAGUACCAAAUUAAGAAGGUAUUUUACAGGUAGCUGGUGCUGGUGUCUCAUUUAGGAAGCAGUAGGUUGGAGGGCAGAUUCAUGGGGCAGCUGAGCUGGGAGCCACCUGCAAGGCAGCUGGGAGCUGGGCAGAGCUGGAGGGAGGAAUUUAAUGCUGACGAAAUGAGCCUUUGGAAGCUGGAGAGGCUGAGGGGGCUGUUCCUCUGCACGAGUGUGCAGGUGUGGGUUCAUGGAAGGGACUGAGAGCUCUCUCUGCCCUGGGCUGCCCGUGCUUUGCAAGGCUCAGCCCCAGCCCUCCACAUGCCCAUUUCAGCCUCUUGCCUUCACAUUUCAUUGCACCCAGAGAACGGGGCCGUUCUCCAUUAUUCCAUCUCCUCUCGCCCUCCCCUCCUCUCUCAGGGCUGCCCCGCUGGCCCUGCCUGGGAUAGGGGAGGAAGAGUGCCCAGCCUGACACCCCCUCCCCUUUCCUGCCACCUCUUACAUUUACAGAUGUGCCUUCUCUUCCCUGCCCCAUAUGUCCCCCUCGACACAGUGUGUGACAGUGACUUCUGAGGGGCUGUACCUCCAGGAGCUGCUUGGAUUCAGGUUUUGGAUGCAGUGGCACACUGAGGGCUCACACCCUGGCCCCAGCCUUUGCCGUGGUACCUUACUGGGAAGGACUCUGCUCCCCAAAGGAGCAUGAGUGCUUCUCAAAUAAAUAACCACGAAUUCCCAGACACCCAUCGUCCUUGCACAGCAGCAAAACAAAUAUAUCCGAGGAAUUGGGGUGGUUAACGGAAAGAAGCUCUACGGCAGAGAACAUUUUUCAUAUAAAACAUGACAUAGCAAUGCCUUAAAAAUUACUGGAGAAAGCGGGAAGGGGAUGGCUCAGUGCAGCCAGCGCUGGCUGGAGGGAUGCUGUGUGACCCCUGGGUGCGGGGCAUGAGCUCUCUCCUCUCACCCAUCGCGAAUUGAGUCUAUUUUUAUUUGGCCAUUAUCAGCACUAACAAUUCAUUAUUACAGAUUCACACGUGAUGCUUGUCCUGACUGUAAUUAGUUUUAAAAAAAAAAAAAAAAAGGGAUUAAAACCAAUAAAAUGCACAUUAUA
Lepidothrix coronata (blue-crowned manakin) is the source of this 4757-nucleotide messenger RNA. RefSeq names its product transmembrane protein 104 (gene SLC38A12). The record is from RefSeq and is a predicted model, not a curated record. The coding region runs from base 260 to 1858 and encodes 532 amino acids. Lineage: Eukaryota; Metazoa; Chordata; Aves; Passeriformes; Pipridae. The transcript has 11 exons.